Molecule: messenger RNA, 1486 nt
Organism: Heterobilharzia americana
Lineage: Eukaryota; Metazoa; Platyhelminthes; Trematoda; Strigeidida; Schistosomatidae
Source: the annotation of a GenBank genome assembly
AUUCUCAUUAUUAUUAUAUAUAAAAAGUACAGUAUGUACAUAUUUGAUUACUACUGAUCAGUCAAUUUAAUAUUUUUUCAUAAUGGACAAAACACAAUUAUCAUCUAAUGAUUUUGAUUAUACAUCAAAAACUAUUACAACUGAAGUUACUGAUAAAUAUGGUAAAACAUUAAUAUCAACUAUUCAAAGAAGAAAACAUUAUUCAGGCAAAUAUUGUCGAAAAUUAUUAAAAAUUAUUUUUAAAAAUAUUGGUUUAACAUUAUUACUCAUAGGUUAUUUAUGUGCUGGUGGUUAUAUAUUUCGUUCACUUGAAUUAUACAAUGAUGCACAAGAUUGUUAUCAACGUGAAAAAGGAUAUAUAAGGAAAUUGAAUUCUACUACACUAAGAGUAAUUGGCACUUUAAAGUCAUUCAAUGAUAAUGAAGUAACUCGACAAACAAUAGAAGAUAUUAUAAGAAAUAUAUUGAAUGAAUAUGCUACAGAUAUUUAUGCAUUAGAUUUUAAACCACUAACAAAUUGUACAGCUAUAUUGAAUACACCAGAUGGUUCAAAAUGGAGUUUUGUUAAUGCAAUCUUCUUCUGUGUAACAGUUAUUACAACAAUAGGUUAUGGACAUAUUGCACCAGUAACAUUUUGGGGGCGUAUAACAUGCAUUAUAUACGCUAUUAUUGGGAUACCAUUAAUGCUUAUCUAUCUAGCCUUGAUUGGUAAUAUGCUGGCAAGAAUGUUUCGUGUAAUAUUUUUAAAUUUACUCUGCUGUCGAUGUUUCUAUGAUACAAUUAAACGUAAACGUGAAGAACGUAGAAAACGUCUACAAGAAUGGGAACAAAGAUUACGUGAACAUGAAGAAGAAGAAGCGAAACGUCGAGGUCUACCACUACCUCCAAAAAAGAUCCAGACAUUUGAUGAAGAUAGUGAUUUGGAAGCAGAUGAGGAUGACGAUGAAAUAAUUGAUGGUUCAAAAUUACAUGUUCCAUUAACGAUCAGUGUUAUUGUACUCUCAAUGUAUACAUUAAUCGGUGCAGUAAUAUUUCCUACUUGGGAAGACUGGAGUACAGCAAGUGCGGCUUACUUCUCAUUUAUAACAAUAUCAACAAUUGGAUUUGGUGAUUUAGUCCCAGGAAAUGGAAGACUAACCGAGCCUCAUACAGCAACUGAACUUCUCAUCGGUGGUAUAUACCUACUAUUCGGAUUAGCAUUAUUGUCUAUGUGUUUAAAUCUAAUGAAAGAUGAAAUUAUAGCUAAAGUUGAUUACAUCUGUUCAUGUAUUGGUGUAAGAGUCAAAGGGAAGUUAUCAAAAGAUGAGAAAGAUAAACAAAAUAAUGAAAAUAUUGAUAAAAUUAAAAUGGAUACUGUUAAUUCACAGACAAAUGAAUUUGUUUCAACCAUGGAAACAUCAAAAUUAAUGAUGAAAAAUAAAACAAAAAUCAAUUCUGAAAAUUUUCAAAAUGAAUACGAUAAUGAAGGUUAUCAAAAAGAUAGAUAA